AUGGCGCAGUGCGUGCGUCGGCUGGUGCUGGCGGCGACGCUCGCCGCUGCGGUGGCGCUGCUGCUGUGCACGAGCAGUGCGCCGGUGGCGCGUGCUGCUGGGACGGGCGACUUCACUGCGGCGCAGCGGACGAACACGCUGGCGGUGCUGCAGGCGUUUGGGCGUGCGAUCCCUGAGCUUGGGGAGAAGUGGGCGGGCAACGACUUCUGCUCAUGGGAGUUCAUCGUGUGUAAUGUUAUAGGUGUGAACGUACGGGGAAUCAGUCCGACGUAUGCCGGCACGCUGCCGGAGAUGCCUGUGAACGUCGACUACAGGCACGUCGUGAUCAAGCAGCUCGACUUUUCCGAAAUGGGGCCGGGGCUGAGCGGGACGCUGCCGGACAGCUGGAGCAAGCUGGAAGGACUGACUUCCCUUAAGUUGUCGGGCAACAAAGUGAGCGGUGCGCUGCCCGCCUCAUGGCACUCGAUGACAUCUUUGGAGUCGUUGUCGAUUGAAAAGUGUGAAAGCAUCUCCGGCGCGCUGCCGCCCCAGUGGAGCUCGAUGACAUCGCUGAGUGUUCUCAAUCUGCGGGGCACAGGCAUCUCCGGCGCGCUGCCGCCCCAGUGGAGGUGGAUGAGAAAGCUUACAGAUGUGCUGCUCGCUGAUACGUUGUUGUCCGGGACGCUGCCGCCCGAAUGGGGUUCUAUGAGCAGCCUGGCGUACCUUCACCUUUAUCUUACUCAGGUCUCCGGCACGCUGCCGCCCGAGUGGAGUGGGAUGUCGGAGGCCGCAUACUUCUGGCUGAACAACUGCGACCUGUCCGGCAGUCUGCCGCCCGAGUGGUCGUCGAUGCCAAAGCUGCGCGGUAUGUCACUGAGCGGCAACCACUUCUGCGGGUGUGUGCCGGACUCGUGGGCCGACAGAGGUGGUCUUGUUGUGGACAUCGAGGACAAGCACAAGGGCAGCGACUGCACGACCGAUAGGGUGUGCCCGACUGCACCAGAGACGGAGUGCGAGGUGGAUGGGUGUGAGGUGUGCGAGGGGGACUCCGCUGCGAGGUGCGCCAGGUGCCGUGAGGACUACUUCCUGACGGACGAGAGGACGUGCCUGAUGCACAACGAUGGCGGUGUUGCUGCUGUGUCGAGCGGAGUGGCAGCAGCAGCUGUUGUGUGCGUGGCUGUGCUGUUCAGCGUGGGGCUGGCGGCGUGA
Molecule: messenger RNA, 1188 nt
Organism: Leishmania major strain Friedlin
Lineage: Eukaryota; Euglenozoa; Kinetoplastea; Trypanosomatida; Trypanosomatidae
Product: putative surface antigen protein 2
Exons: 1
Coding region: 1-1188 (395 amino acids)
Cellular component (GO): plasma membrane
Source: RefSeq, a predicted model, not a curated record